Pseudovirgaria hyperparasitica is the source of this 1728-nucleotide messenger RNA. RefSeq lists its product as uncharacterized. The transcript is spliced from 2 exons. Lineage: Eukaryota; Fungi; Ascomycota; Dothideomycetes; Acrospermales; Acrospermaceae. The record is from RefSeq and is a predicted model, not a curated record. The coding region runs from base 1 to 1728 and encodes 575 amino acids.
AUGACAAUGUUUGAUAAUGUCGCUCCAGAUACGCGCCCACAGCGGCCAAGCAGGAAUAAUUUCUACUCGAAUUUCGACGCGACUUUCAAUACGGUUGACCUCCCAGGCUUGAUUACAGGCAACGAGGAACUUCCUACAGCUGAAGACGCAGAUCAUUUGGAUCAAACCAACGUCGACCCAUUUGACGACGCAUUUGAAGUAGACGACUUGCUUCUGGAUUCCGACGAAGAUCAUUACUUUCCACACCGCCUCUCAGUUAUAUCCGAACGCACUGAGCCAUUGUCAUUGUCAUCGUCACAGCGAGGCGCCUUCAGAAGCUCUCACAGGAACUCUCACAGAGACUCUUUCGAAGCCACACUCCUAGUAUCAACACAUCCGUAUUCUCGAGAUAUGUCACAACGUUCCCUUCGCGGUCCUCUCCCCAUGGGCUCUAACCAGUUGGCCUUACGAAGCCGCUCCUCUCUUCGCUCCCUCCCCGUCGAAGAGGAAUCAGACUCCGACAGCGAUGCGAAUUCCAACUACGAUUCUCCGGUACUUCGAACCGAAUCAUAUAGCGAUUCCAAUACAUAUGCGGAACCUCAAACCCCUCCCAGUCAUUCACGUAGCUCCUCAACCAGCACAAUCAAAGCGUAUCCCAUACCUCAAUGGACUAUUCCUCAACCAAAUCCGCAGCCUCUGCCAUCGCGUCCAAUGUAUCACUCAAGCACACCCUCAUGGGUCACUGUCGCAUCCGAAACGAAACCAGAACCUGAAGACUCUGAAGAUGACUGGGUGUCAGAGCGCAGCAUCACUCCCACAGUUGAAAGUAGCGUUACGCCCAACCCUUCGCCAUCGAAGCGUAGCACCGCCUCUGCACCCUCUCCAUUCACGCAGAGAAUCGUCUCCCAAGGACUAGCCGGUCCCAUCCAAAUGCGUUCUCAAACACCCAUCACCGCCCUCGAGGGUUCGCUGCAGCAGAAAGCCUGCCAGAUCGCCUGCCUCGUUGGCGCUCCCGAACCGGAGCGGUUCAACAAACUCCGACCAACCUCCUUCCACCAACGCGUGUGCCGGGCUCUCGAAGCCAAAGAAGCACGCAUCAUCACCCCGGACCAGCCGAACUACGCCACAAGGGCGAUGCUGAAGGAGAGCAGCCCGCUUGACGCCCUCAGUCUGCGCUUCCAGCAGAUGAGCUCCACCAUGAGCAACAUCGGCGUGCUAGAGAGUGCGCUGGAAGACAGCUGGGGCGUCAGCUCCACCGACACCACCCGCCCGGUCUUGUACACACAGGCCGCAUACCAGACCGCCGACGUCACGGCAGCCAGGCGCCCACCACAGGUUCCUGCCUUUCUUCAAUGUGCCGGCGUAGAGCACCAGCUCUACCCGGUGUACCCCAAGGCCUUCUUCGGCAUGCACGCGCCUGCAAAGGCUGUUGCCAAGAAACCUUCGGGGUGGAACCUGCUGGUGGCGUGUCUGGACCCGCGGCGUGCGGUGAAGGGUAAGGAGGUGUCGGUGGAGGCGGAGGAGGUGCCCCUCGCUCCACAGUCGGAAACGUUGGCGAUGUGUGAUGUUUGCAGUCGCGCGAUCGAGCGCACUAGGUGGGUGUGCCGCGUUUCUGGCUGUGGAGUCGAGGUAAGACUGUAUAUGGCUAUUCAUAAGCGUGGUGUUGCUCAUUCCAGGCUUAACAAAUGUAUAAUCCAGUCGAAGAUCUAUAUCGAAUUAACGGUAGAGAGUCCAGUAUCAGCAGACUAA